UCAUUAAACUUACUGAUCUGGAGCGUGAUUGGUUGGUAAUGGUUGAGUUCAAAGGCUUGCAUUUGAGUUAUUUGAUUCAAGUUGCAAAACAAUCUGAAGACCUGCAUGGUCAUUCUUCUAAUACAGCGGUUGAACGAUGGCGGAUUGGGGUCCUGUGGUGAUCGCGGCUGUGCUGUUUGUGCUGUUCUCACCGGGGCUCCUGAUCCAACUGCCGGCAAGGGGGAGAGUGGUAGAGUUCGGCAACAUGCAAACCAGUGGUCUCUCCAUCCUCGUCCAUGCCAUCCUCUACUUUGCUGUCCUCACCAUCUUUCUCAUCGCCAUCGGCGUCCACAUCUACACCGGCUAAUUAAUUAUUCAUUUCCUUUUAAAAACUUUUCCAAUUCAUCGCUACAAUAUGAUUGAGAUGGUGUCAAGUGUUUCGUUGUAUUUCUAGCUGCAAAUUUUCAGAAUUCCUAAUUAUCUAAAGCAUUCAAGGACAAA
Messenger RNA from Zingiber officinale, 480 nucleotides. RefSeq lists its product as uncharacterized. The coding region runs from base 137 to 346 and encodes 69 amino acids. Lineage: Eukaryota; Viridiplantae; Streptophyta; Magnoliopsida; Zingiberales; Zingiberaceae. The transcript is spliced from 2 exons. The record is from RefSeq and is a predicted model, not a curated record.